Mercenaria mercenaria is the source of this 4212-nucleotide messenger RNA. RefSeq lists its product as uncharacterized. Gene Ontology annotation, biological process: spliceosomal snRNP assembly; rRNA processing. Gene Ontology annotation, cellular component: SMN complex. Bases 512 to 3796 code for a protein of 1094 amino acids. The transcript is spliced from 15 exons. Lineage: Eukaryota; Metazoa; Mollusca; Bivalvia; Venerida; Veneridae. The record is from RefSeq and is a predicted model, not a curated record.
AUGCACUUGCCUGUAGCUCUGCCAGCACGAUAGUUAUGUAUACCUUGGGCACUAACAAUAUAGCGCCUAGUUACAUAUACCUUGGGCACUAACAAUAUAGUGUCUAGUUAUGUAUACCUUGGGCACUAACAAUAUAGGACCACAGAACAGAGAAUAAAACUGAAAUAACUCCAAAGUUGAGGAUAACCUUAGACGUAUCCAAUAUAGGGAUGCAUCUUUACAAAGAAGCAAAAUAGAUCCUAAGGAAAUAUCAUUCUCUAUCAUUGAGAUGUUAUGGCAGUUCUGUGGCUCUUUUUUCAUUGAAUUUAUUAAUACAUUGGUCUACAGUUAGUUCCUGUCACCCAUAGCGUAUUACUACGGAAAUAUUGCAUCGUUUACAUUCGUUCUCGUUUAUAUUGCCAAUGACUAAGUCCACUUUAGAUCCCUGCAGAGUGAUCAUUGUAUUUGGAAUGGAUCAUGCAAUUUAUUGCAAGUGUACAUGAGUUUUGUAGGGCAUGAUUAAACACUUGAGAUGAUAAUGGAAUAUUGCCCAGAAAUAGCAGUCCUACAGUCUGCCUUCCAGCUUGUCUCUGAGAAGGCUGGAAAGCUAUUGUCAGAUCUUCCAAAAGAAAAAUGUCAUGAAUAUGUCAAUAUUAUAUCCACAUCAGUAGAUGAAAUUUGUGAAGGCAUUGAGCAUGACCUUGACCUUGAGGAGAAGUUACUAUGGCAACAGAAGUUACAUACAGUUAUUCUUUAUGUGCUUGUGAAGAAGAAAUACAAGGAGAAAGAGGAGCAGAGAAAGGAAGGGAAGGUGCCUGUCUGUGGAGUACUUGACAUGUUCACAGAGAUUCUACCAACAUACAGUAGCAGUUUCUACUUUGAGCUGAUGAAACAUUGUGGCUGGACAGGGCAAUUCCUACAGAGUUUACAGUGCUUGGACUACAAAAUAGCAUCCUCUCUCUUUGAUGCUUUAUUGUUGCAUUGCCAUAGUGAUCCUUUGACCUUGGAAGAUUGCAAGGUCAUAACUGUGGUGAAAGACAAGCUGUUAUCAAGGUGUUUAUGUGUACCAGACUAUCCCAGUGAACUAUGUGUAAAACUUCUUGAACCAUUGACUCAGUCAAGGGAAUAUGUCCAGACUUUAUACCCAGAAGAAGUUGAAAUUCAAGCAGGAAAGCCGGUUACCAUGGUGACGAAAAACAGUAAUAGAGUAGGGAUACAUUUCUGGAACAUUUAUGUAGAGAAAAAUCCACAUAUAUUAGACACAGUAAUGACUAACUUUGAAAAUGUUCUCGAAAAUUUAAAUGAAGGGUCUGUAGAAAAGGGCAAUCAGGAAUUGUUAGAGACUGUAUCCCAGCUUGGCAUUUGGCUACAUUUAUCUACAAUGAAACCAGACAGUGAUGUUUCUGAUAAAUGGUUGAUAAACAAUCUUUUUGUACCAAAUUGUGACGUGAUGCCUGAUGGGAGGGAAUAUCCUGAUAUUGUAUAUAGUCUGAACUUCACUCUGUUACAGACUAUUUUUAGUCAUUUUCCACAAAGAAGGUUGCUUGUAUGCCUCCAGAAAGCUUUAACUUUAUUAUCAGAUUUGUUUAAAAAUGAGGAUAAUGGAGAUGGAAACAAGAAUCUAGAUUUGAGUCUAAGGUUUAAACAGACUACACAGAUUGUGUCUGGACUGUCAGUGAAUUUGUCUGUGCUUCUGAGAAUGCUGACUGGAUUGAUGACUAUUACUGAGAGUUUGGGGACAGUGGUUGAGAAAUAUGGGGUUCCAGAAGAUUUACAGACAGAAAUUGAAGGUGUACUGUCAAGGAUACAGGAAUACGUUACAGACACAGUAGCCAUGGAGACAGGUCUAGUUCAAGGGGAUACAUGGAUAGAUGAUGUUACAUUAGAGAGUCUGUUAUGGAGGGUGGACUACAAGUUACCACAGUAUCAAGUUUGUGUAGACAGACUCCUAGAAGACAAAAACAUCCAAUUCUGGAUCACAGAGAGGCUUUACUGCAUUAUGAGAAAGUACCCUUCCUUAUUGAGUCGUGUGGACCGAGUUCUUAAACUGUCACAGAUCCUUGAUAUAUUGUAUGGGACCAACUGUGAGAAGAAAACUGCAUCACUCUUUGAUCUGAUUACUGCUGCAUUCUCAGAGUUGUCUUUCCCUGAACAGGACACUGUUGUCAUGAAGAUGUACUGUACAGGUCACAGCUCAGUUCAAGAUUUCUUCAAAAAAGAUUUGGAAAGAAAAGUGACUAAUGUAUUCAACAAAAUAACAGCAGAUAUGGAAAAUCAGGUGUUGAGUGAAGUUAUAUUGCUGUGUUUGGGAGAUCCAGGUCUAGUACUGAGGACAGCUGUCAGUCUGUGUGUCAGAAAUGAACAGCAAGCUCAGAACUGUGCACUGAUUAUGCAGCAGCUUCACAAGACAUGUACAUGUUGUCAUCAAAUGCAUCAUCCAGAAAUGUCAUUAGUGACAUUUGUUGUGUGUGAUUUCCUCAGCUUGCAGCCAUUGUCAGAGAAAGAACAGAAAUGCUUCUGUAUAUUUAUCUCUGAAUUAAUGAUGCCAAGGGGCAAUUUCUCCUGCAAGGGAUCCACCAUGUCACCACCUGAGUUUUUACAUACCUCAGUUUUACGUUGUAUCACAGUUGAUAAUUUAUGGUCCACCAAUACAGUGACAUGCAAAUUUGCUGCUGAGUUGCUGUUAUUAACUCUAGAAGCAGGAUGUUACAAGAACUGUGAUUGGUCAGAAUAUGAAUUUGAGCCAAUAGCAUUAGUUCUGUCACUAGCUGAGAUGAAGCAUGAGUGUGUUGUAUUAUGGGAAAUGCAAAAUCAGUUGCUGGAAGAAGAAGGAAAAGCAGUUGGUGCCAUGGAAACAAGUACAACAAAACUAGCAUUGAAGGAGGCAGUAAAUAAGUGUUUAGAUAUGCUCCGGCAAAUGAUCAUUGAGAAAAACAUCAGUAUACAACACGCUGAUGUACAAUGGUUGCAAGUGGUUACAGCUGAUCUGCACUGGACAGUUAAACUGGGAUUGUGUCCACUUUUCUCUGCCUGCAAUUUUGAGCAGUAUACAGAUGAGUGGUUAUGCACUCUAGAUGGCCUGCUGGAAGACCCAAGCUCAAACUUGGUUAGCAUACUUCAGUUUGUUGCUGUGGACAGAAUGUUCAUACAGAGAAUUGUGGAUAACCUAACACAAGAUACAGAGCUCCACAGUGAGGACAUCAUUCAUGCAUUAAUCCAGGUGUUACCACAGUGUUUAAUGAAUGAGUUUGAGAGAGUUGUAAUGUUUGUGGAAGAGCUGCAGAAGGUAGAGACACUACAUAUAUCCUUGGUGUACAGACUUCAAUCUACAGUCAACUUGCCUCUCCUAGACUUCUCGGAAUUGAGGCCAGCAUUGUAUACUUCCCAGUUGCUAGGUGAUGUGAUCCUGGCCUUAGUGAUGACCUUGCCCUCAGAAGAAGAAUUGAUGCCAAUGUUGCAUUAUGUAGUCCAGUGCUAUGUCAGUGUAAUGAAGACAAGAUGUGAAAAAGUCAUUGAAAGCAGAGAAAUGCAGGUGUUCUACUUAGGUGAACUGUUCCAUCAUGCAUGUCAAGUAACCCUGCAUCUCCCAGCAGAAAUAAUGGACUCUACCUUGGUGUUCCUGCUUCACAUUCUCAACAAGUUCAAGGACGUUACCAAGGGAAUGGUCAAAGGUCAAAAGGUCAAAGAGAGAAAUGAUAGAGUUGGAAUAAAGUUGGUUAAAAACAUGGAGAAUGGUAUGAUGUCAGCUGUACAAAGUCUGCCUGAUUCCUGUGAAGAGAAAAAUAUGCUUUUGAAGAAACUAGGCAAUCAGCUAUGAGUACAGACUAUGGUCUUAAAGAAACUUUGCAGCCAUAAGUUGUUACACAGUAUGCUGACAGAAGAUGGGAUGUAUAAAUUAUUGAAAAAACUGAAAACUGACUGGUCAUGAUAGCAAUGUGUGCAUAAAUUAUGAAUCAUUAUUUCAGGUUUUGAUUGUGUAGAAAUAAACUGUACAGAGUAAUAAUACAGAAAAUUCUUACUAAGAAAAGAAAACUGUGCCCUUAAUGAGAGGAAAUGCUCUUGAGUCUUUGUUGUAUGGUAUGUUGUUAAAGGAACUGUUCAACUGAGUAGUAACUUUAUAUAGUUAAAAUAAAUUUAAAAUGUGGUAAUUUUGUACUUUUUUUACAGACACAAAACAAGUAUAACAAACUGUCAGCUCUUGGUAUCAAUAAAAUAAAAGAUUUUUGCAGUCUG